UCUCUUUCUCCCUUAAAAUAAAAACACCCUCUCUAAUCUCCUAUCGUCCAUCCUUUUUUCCUUUAAUUCCAAAGCUUAAGCUUGCUUUCUUUUCAGUUUUCACCGCUUCCUUCACAUUUCCUUCCUUCUACCUUUCCCCUUUCUUUAUUUGCUCUUUCUUUUUGCCUUUUAACUUUCCCUCUUAUUUUCCUUUUUCCUUUCUCACAAAUCCCAUAUGAAACUCUUGCUAUGUCCCGUGACUCCAGCUCUUUCAUUCUCCAUUUUAUCCCUUUCUCUUUCUCUAUUUCUCUCAUGAAUUCUUCUUCUUCUUCUUCUUCAGCUCAACAUCACAACUAUCACAAUCAACCAUCAUGCGCUCCCCACAGUCCCUCCGUAACGGGGAGACUCCCUCGCCUCACCCGCGGAUCCCUCCUCCACACUUCCACUCCACCGUUUCCGUUCAAAAGCUGAAGCGAUUCAACUCAUUGAUUCUCGUCUUCCGACUCUCGACGUUUUGCUUUUCUCUUGCCUCUGCUGUUUUCACGCUCACUAACUCUAGGGGAUCCGAUUCCCCUCGUUGGUACGAUUUCGACGCUUUCAGGUACGUUUUCGCUGCAAAUGCAAUCGUUGCUCUUUACUCUCUCUUCGAAAUGGCGGCCUCCGUUUGGGAAAUUUCAAGAGGCGCAACUAUUUUCCCCGAAGUUCUUCAAGUCUGGUUCGACUUCGGCCAUGACCAGGUGUUCGCGUACCUGCUACUGUCGGCGGACUCGGCGGGGAUGGCGCUGGCAAGAACGCUGAAAGGAGGGGACACGUGUACGGCUAGUAAUGCGUUCUGCGUGCAAUCAUACAUCGCGAUCGCGUUGGGGUUUGCCGGGUUUCUGUUCUUAGGGUUAUCGUCUUUGCUUUCGGGUUUUCGGGUCGUCUGUUUUAUAAUCAGCGGCUCUCGUUUUCAUCUUUAGAUUAAUUAGGCAGAGAAAGGGAAUAUUUUGAGAGAGAGAGACGGAGGAGUAAUGUUCUUUUUUUUUUUUUUUUUUUUUUU
This is a messenger RNA of Jatropha curcas, 1018 nucleotides long. Its product is annotated as CASP-like protein 4C1. The record is from RefSeq and is a predicted model, not a curated record. NCBI's taxonomy places the organism in Eukaryota, Viridiplantae, Streptophyta, Magnoliopsida, Malpighiales, Euphorbiaceae.